Molecule: messenger RNA, 1995 nt
Organism: Gadus chalcogrammus (walleye pollock)
Lineage: Eukaryota; Metazoa; Chordata; Actinopteri; Gadiformes; Gadidae
Exons: 8
Coding region: 255-1064 (269 amino acids)
Source: RefSeq, a predicted model, not a curated record
CACCGUUCGGUUGCACGAUUGAAGAAUAUCUAGAAGUAGUUAAAAGUAUCUAGAAGUAGUUGGAAAACACCGCGAGCUGACUCAACAGUCCACAGUUGAUGUUGCCCGCUCGGCGGUCAGGUUUUUGUGAAGGAUUUGAAUUGGUGACGCUCGAUGUCGAGGGGACAUCAGCGACACCGGUAUUCAACGAUAGAUAGGAGACCAGCACUGGAUAGCCACCAGGCAGCUUCCAGACAUCCGCUGGAGAUAACCAGAUGACCCCAGACACCAUUUCAAUCAAGGUUGAAGAAGAUAUUGGUGGAGGCAUGCCCGCUGUAGCCUUUGGAGACCGUAGCACGCAGCGCGGCGUCACCUCGGAGAGUCUGGGCGUGGACGCCCCUGGCUCCUCCCACAUGUCCAGUCACAGCGGGGAGCUGCGCAUCCUGAGCGUCUACAGUAAAGGGGAGGGCCCACUGGCGGUGGACUGCCAUGACACCCUCUUCACAGCGUCAGAAGUGGAGGCCCUGAACUCGCUCUCUGCGGACCACUGCGCGGCCAAGAGCCUGGAGCGCGGCGAGCGGUUGGUCUGCCGCGAGGAGCUGAGUGUGCAGCAGCAGACCCCAGACACCAUUUCAAUCAAGGUUGAAGAGGAUAUUGGUGGAGGCAUGCCCUCUGUAGAAGACUGUGAUGCCUUUGGCGACACCUCGGAGAGUCUGGGUGUGGACGCCCCUGGCUCCUCCCACAUGUCCAGUCACAGCGGGGAGUUGCGGAUCCUGAGCGUCUACGGUAAAGGGGAGGGCCCACUGGCGGUGGACGGCCAUAUCACCCUCUUCACCUCGUCAGAAGUGGAGCCCCUGAACUCGCUGUCUGCGGACCACAGCGCGGCCAAGAGCCUGGAGCGCGGCGAGUGGCUGGUCCGCGACGAGGAGCUGAGUGUGCAGUAUGGAAGGGGAGAUUUGGAGGUACCUGGUCAGGUCUUGGUCAGCCUUCAAAUCCCAGAUGUGGAGACUGCAGGGAUACCUCACAGAGAAGACACUAAAGAGUCAUCUCUCAUUCAUCGAGUGGACUCAUUGGUUUGUGAAUGACCACAAAGAUGCUCCCAUAGGCAGAUUGCUGCAUGGCAUUCACCGCUUAUUCAAAUGGAAGAGGUUGAAGCAGUCUUCCUUGUGGUCACUCGCCAUAACAAUGUCAUGUGUUUUAUGAAAACACCAUCAGUAACAUUUAAAUUGAGUUGAUGUGGACGGCUCUUUUUUUUGUCAGAUUUCUUCAGUGUUCAGUGCCUGUUUGUGAGAUAUGCAUUGUUUGAAAGAUAAGCCUUUGAUUUUGUUUAAUUUUAAUAUGCCUUUCAUCAACAGUGGUUUGGGGUUUUAUAACAACAAUUAAAGUGCUUAACUACUGGUGAACGAUGUUGCAGAACAUAUAUGGUUUGUGUUGAUUGCAUGGAAAAGGGAAUAACCAGUUACAACUUAUAUGGUAAGAGCCUGGUAAUACCAUGGAAACAAACUAGGCUUCCUUUUACAGUACAGUUUCAGCUUACUUACUGGGUAAAUUGUCGUGUUUUACUUGGUAACGUCGCAGAACGUACAUUGUACAAGUUUGUGUUGACUGCAUGGAAAAGGGAAUAAUGUAUUACAAAUGAUAUGGUAAGAACCUGGUAAUACCAUGAAAUAAACGAGGCUUCCUUUUACAGUACAGUUUCAGCUUAAUUACUGGGUAAAUUGUCGUGUUUUACUUGGUAACGUCUCAGAACGUACAUGGUACAAGAAGUACACAAUAUUGGAGUUAUUACCAACCUAAAACGGUUACAACUACACGCUACUUAGUUGAGUUGAUGGGUAAUAGUGGAGGUUUUACUUAGUACUUCAGCAUUAAUUCCUCUGUAUUUACCUUCUUACCAGUGGUAAUUACACAGUAAUACACUAUAAUUGACCGGAUAAUUCCUCUGUAUUUACCUUCUUAUUACCAGUGGUAAUUACCCAGUAAUACACUAUGAUUUACCAUGUAUUUACCGGGUAA